AUGAAGGAUCAAAACAAGAAAGUGGCCAACCUGAAGCACAAUCAACAACUGGAAAAGAAGAAGAACGCGCAGUUACUGGAAGAAGUCCGUAGGCGAGAGGACAAUAUGACAGACAACUCUCAGCACUUGCAGGUAGAAGAAUUGAUGAAUGCACUGGAAAAGACCAGGCAAGAACUGGAUUCUACCAAAGCUCGCCUUUCAUCAACACAGCAGUCUCUGGCUGAGAAGGAAGCACAUCUGGCCAACCUAAGAAUAGAGCGGAGAAAACAGCUUGAAGAAAUACUAGAAAUGAAACAGGAAGCUCUACUUGCUGCAAUCAGUGAAAAAGAUGCAAACAUUGCCUUGCUUGAACUGUCUGCUUCAAAGAAAAAGAAGACUCAAGAGGAAGUAAUGGCUCUAAAACGAGAGAAAGACAGAUUAGUGCACCAGUUAAAACAGCAGACACAGAACAGAAUGAAACUGAUGGCCGAUAACUAUGAUGAUGACCAUCACCAUUACCAUCAUCACCACCAUCACCAUCAUCACCGGUCUCCUGGAAGGACACAGCACUCCAACCACAGACCCUCUCCAGAUCAGUUCUCUUCAAUAGAAUCACAAUUCAGCUGCCUAAAUAGAAAGUUACUGAAGAAUUCCUUGCACCAAUUUCAGCAUUAG
Messenger RNA from Alligator sinensis (Chinese alligator), 654 nucleotides. Its product is annotated as ERC protein 2-like. The transcript is spliced from 5 exons. Gene Ontology annotation, molecular function: structural constituent of presynaptic active zone. Gene Ontology annotation, biological process: regulation of synaptic plasticity; neuromuscular synaptic transmission; maintenance of presynaptic active zone structure. NCBI's taxonomy places the organism in Eukaryota, Metazoa, Chordata, Crocodylia, Alligatoridae. The record is from RefSeq and is a predicted model, not a curated record. The coding region runs from base 1 to 654 and encodes 217 amino acids. Gene Ontology annotation, cellular component: cytoskeleton of presynaptic active zone.